CUAGGCUACCCUUAAAAAACUUAAUAACCUAAAACCUACCCUACAUUAGUAAAGUACUUUAAUUUUGUAAAAAAUGGCUGUUUCUACACUUGUUUGUCAGGGCUGGCCUCUCCAAAUAGAAAGCUGUAGCUCGUCUUUAAUUUGUUUUAUCAAAGUGUCAUUCGUAUUUCGGUUGCAACGAUACAUGGUGAAAAAAAAGGAAAAAUGAUUUUUUGGUCGCAUUAUUUAAAUAAUUAAUUUUUUUCUGCGAUUGGCCGUUCGAAGUGCGAGUGCUGUCGACAAAAGGUUCGAAAAUUCGAAUCUUUGUUACAGAUUUUAAUGAAAAUUUCUACAAACUUACAAUAUAUUAUAAGACAGAGAUACAAGACGAAAUUUAUAUAAGAUAUGAAUUGAUGAUAGAAGGAACUGUCUAAAACAAGUUUGUUCAACUUAGCCCAAGCAGCUUUUGGAAGCAAGUGGAGUGAAAAAACGCGAAAUGGAGUUGCAGUAUCAGGGAGAAAAAGAGUUGGCCGCCGUGGCCAGCGAGAAGCAGGUGAUCAAAAAGGAAAGUUGUUUCUGUUUGAGCGAUAAUUUCACGAAGCAGACAAAUACAAAAAUUGAAAAAGAUACAAAGCAAAUUGGUGCCAGCACUGAUAGUGGGAUAGAAAUCUUUGAGGCAAACAAGAAAGCACUUGAGGAUGAAAAUAAAUUAUUGAAGAAGAAAAUUGAGGAAUUGAUUCAGAGUAAAGAAGACAUGGAUAACGAAAUGGAGAGAAUGAGGGAAGACAAUCGUAAAGAAACUGAAAUGGUGACAUUGAAAGCACUUGUUAGUGAAGUAGUGAUGAAAGCCUUGGAGGAAGUUAUUUUAGAGCGAGGAAAAAGAUUUGAGAUAGAGUCGGAGAAAUUGAAAGUAAAGCUGAAAUUUGAAUACCAAAGACAGGAAUUACUAGAGAGGCAAAUUAAAUGUGCAGAAGAAAAGAGACUGUCGGUAGAGGAGAAACUGGCAGAGCAAGAAGAAUUGAUACGGAAAAGGGAGAGGCAAUUGGUUGACACCGAGCAACGGCUGGACUCGUUGCAGGAGAAAAAAUCACUACUUAGCGGUAAAUUUGGUGCCGCGCAAGAAAGAUUGAAAAUCGUAAGUGAAGAAUUUGGAGCGGAGGCUGAAAGAUCAACCUCGGGAGCGAUCACAGAUGAAGCAGCGGAAGAGGAUAAUAGCAACAAUAACAGCAGCAACAACAACAACACGAAGUCUCUUGAGAUGCAACUGCAAAAAAUCGAAAAUAUCCAAAAGGCAAAUAAAGAGCUUGAAAGACAAUACAUGAUUGCAAACGACAGUUUGAAUGCUGAGAAAAGAAAACACAUGGAGCAUAUUGUUGCCUUGACAACUGACAUAGAUGCACUAAAAAAGGAGAAAGGAGACCUUGCAAGCGAAGUGAAGGAGAUCCGGAGUCUGAAUCAGGAAUUGGAGACACAAAUGAUGGAAUUAGGGCAACAGGAAACAGAGAAUCGACAAGAGAGGAUGAAGCUAGAAGUGGAAAAUCAGGAUAUUCGGGUGAAAAAUGAAGAACUGAGCCAUAGACUUAAUCAAAAAUCACUCAACAAGCCAUGGUGGAGAAGAGCGGUUUCGUGUGGAUAA
Molecule: messenger RNA, 1615 nt
Organism: Rhopilema esculentum
Lineage: Eukaryota; Metazoa; Cnidaria; Scyphozoa; Rhizostomeae; Rhizostomatidae
Source: RefSeq, a predicted model, not a curated record